Molecule: messenger RNA, 1352 nt
Organism: Labeo rohita (rohu)
Lineage: Eukaryota; Metazoa; Chordata; Actinopteri; Cypriniformes; Cyprinidae
Product: endonuclease domain-containing 1 protein-like
Exons: 3
Coding region: 78-974 (298 amino acids)
Molecular function (GO): metal ion binding; nucleic acid binding; hydrolase activity
Source: RefSeq, a predicted model, not a curated record
AAGGAUGGGUGAAUACGCGCUUCUUGUGGAGAACAACUGUUAGUGGGUUGAUAAUUCAUCAUCUCAUCCUUUCCAUCAUGAUGCUGUUUUUUCAUGUGCUGAUGCUGUCGCUUCUCUCCGGUGGUUCAGCCAAAGUUGUGAAGGAUUUUAAGAGUGAAUGUGAUGAUUUUUUUGCAAAUAAAAAAUCACCAACAGGAUUUUCUGGAAAACAAUAUGAGAAGAUCUGCCAAAAUCUAAAUAAUGUUGUUUAUUAUGCCACACUCUAUGACACUGUCAGCAAGAUCCCCGUGUAUUCAGCCUACAAGUUUGAAGGGCUAAAAAACUGCACAAGACUAAACAAAUGGUACAUUGAACCUCAACUUGAUGAUAUAAAUCAAUCACCAAACAUGAAAUUCGAGAAACAUGUGAAAAUACAAGGACUUGGAAACCGUCAAGCUCUCAACAGAGAUUAUAUGAAGUCUGACCAUGACAAAGGUCAUCUGGAACCAGUUUUCCAGGCAAACUCACAGGGCUGUGCUAAUGCCACCUUCACUCUCACCAAUGCUGCUCCACAAAACCCCUCUUUUAACCGAGGUCAGUGGAGGGAACUAGAAGAAAAAAUGGCAAAAAAUCUGUCCGAUAUGUGUAAAAAGUAUUCUGUUUACAUUGUGACAGGGGUGGUACCAGGUACUAAAAACAUAAAAAAUAGAGUGAUCGUGCCUAGUCAUUUCUGGACUGCGUACUGCUGCUUAGACAACAAUAACAAAUGUCAGAUCAAAGGAGGAUUUAUUGGAGCGAAUAAGAACAUUACUCCUGAAAACAAACUUGUGGAGAUAUUAGAGACUGACUUGGCAAGACUUUAUAAUGUCACAUCCUUUAAGUUGUUUGAUAGCUCUACAGAAUCCCCCAUCCCCCAACUCCACCCCCAAAAAAGAAGCAAGGAAUCAAAAUCAAAAACUGAAAAAAAAAAAAAAAAGUAUUUUGAAAAUAACUGAUGUUUGAGAGAAAGUUUAUUAAGUGUUGUUUGUUUUAUUUUUGACUAAAUGUUCAUAAUUAUCAGCUGAAUCAUUAAAAUCUCCAGUUUAUAUGUAAUUCUCUAAUUUUUCUGAUUCUAAGAUGUUUGUCUGUAAUGAAUAAUCAAAGCAAUUAUAAUGUGCAUAAAUGAAGUAGUAUAUAGUAAAUAACAUAUUCCAUUCAUUGUGUUUAUGUCUGUGAAUGCAUAUGUAUCCAAUUAUAUCUCUGUGUAUGUUUGAACGUGUUUACCUAUGUGUGCAUGUAUAUGCACGUGUAUUACUUUUUCUUUUUGUGAUAUAUCCUUGACGUUAUUCUGUACUGCUCUGUAAUUAAUUUCAAUUAUUCUAAAUAAAAAUUAU